AAAACAAAUGAAAUAAUUUUGAAUUCAUGUUACCACUAGCUAUGCAACCUGAAAGACGGUUGGAGAACUGUCGAGCAUACAUGAAUACCUGAUUAUGCAAAUCUUUACACUCAUGAUUUGUCCUUGAAUUCUCCCAACCCGGAAGCUCGCUUGUGUCGCCAAGGGUAGCGUCGUCUAUUUUUGAAUUAUUCACAGAUUGAACAUAGUCUAGGUAAGGUAGGCCACAUCAAAGCUAAGUAAAGGCUCCAGGAGAUUCAAAUCUAAUUCUAACACUAUGUCUAUGGACAACUCAUGGGAGAAAGUAUUUAUCGAAGACGUGAAAGGUAAAUUGAGUGACUCACAAGGUAACUUGCAAGACGAAAUUAAAGAGUUGCUUCAAGCCAGACUCACACAAUGGAAAGACGUAGAAGUAAAGUUCGGCGUUACAGGUGAUUCUGGUGCUGGAAAGUCGAGCUUUAUAAACGCCAUAAGAGGGUGAGAGAUUUGAUUUUUCCUUUUCUAUAUACAGCCAAUUCAAAAACGGCUGUCGCUUGCUUGCCAGUAUGCUUUGCACUCUUAGAAUUUAAGGUUCAAUGUUCCAUACCAAACAAGGAGCGUGUAGUUCAAAACUAUAAAUUAAAUUUCGAUAUGGCAGCAAGAGUUAUACGCCAACAAAAUCUUAUCUACGUGAAUUUGGGGAUGCUUGUUGUCUUUGUAGUAGAGUAUGCCCGUUCGCAGGUCAUGCCCAGCACCUAACCUGCGAAAGGGCAUACUCUGAGUACGAGAUUGAUCACGUGGCCGGCCCGGACUUUCUAGUUUAAGAAAGCCCUGGGAACAAAGUUGACAUGCAACAUUCAAAUUUAAUAGAGAAAGAUCACAUAUCGAUUUUGUCCACGAGAAACGUCAUAUGGUUUUUUUUUGUUUUUUUUUUGUUUUUUUUUGGGGGGGGGGUGCAGCUGCGAGUCCAGGGCCGGAACUACUGGGGGUAACACCCCAAAGACAAGUCAAGAUAGGGGGCCCAACUUGCCCAGAAGGGGCCACGGAAUGCUGGAACGUGUUAAAUAUUAAGGAAUUUUCUAAAUAGUUGAGGCCGAAAAAGUAUUUUAACCCCCGCCCCUCCAUUAUCUCAAACUAGUGUUUGGAGAAAAAAGUGGGUGUUUUGUUUCGGGAAACACCAGCCUUCAGAAACCUUUGGCUUUUCCGGAAAUUUCUUUGAGAAGGGCCCCGAAAAGAAUUAUUUUGAGAAAGGCCCAAAAUUUUUAAUUUACCCCCCUCCCCCCGCCCAACCAGAUACCGCUCAGCACGGCCCUGGCUGCGACGUUUCUCUGUAAAACAUCACGGAAAAAUUCGAUAAUUUUUUCGAAAGCCUUAACAUUUCGGAAUCAUCUUUGCAGAAUAUAAAAAGAAAACAACUUGAUACAAACACCAGUCUAUACAUUCGUAAUACCAUACCUGUUCUAUACAUUUAUAAUAUUACGCCUUCUUUGCAUUGAGAACACUCAAAUUUCAAGAAAAACGCGCUAAAAAUUGUCAAUAUUUCAUACACAAAAAAGUUGCUUUGAGAAACAUUGGAAAUUUUUAAGUCAACAGAAGACGACAUAUUCCAUGCGGAAGCAUCGCCAGUAACCGACCGUAGAAAAUAGUAGAAAAUUACGUUAUGUGUACUAUACCAACAAAAUAUGUGUGAUGUUUCUAAGGCGGUGGGGUCUCCAGAGAAUCGUCCAUAUUACGUUUCUCAUGGACAAAUAGGGUAUAGGCGAUACUAUAUAGUUUCCAACGGCUAAAAUUUGCGCGAGGUAUUUUUACAUUAACUGUUGUUCACGAAUGAUACAACUGUUUGAAUGAUUCAAAGCAUGCUUAGGUUGUGACUAUGAUUUUGAGCAAACAUUUACAACUACAAUUUGCUCAGACUUGCAGAUGAUGAAGAGGGCGCAGCGAAAACAGGUGUCAAGGAGACAACCAGGGACAUUGCAAUGUACUCCCAUCCUACCAAUCCUAAGAUCAAAUUCUGGGAUUUACCUGGCAUAGGUAAGUGAGAGUUGUCAGUACAAUGCACUAAUAUAAUAAGAAUCAACAAGGAAUGGGCCCACACUUUACGUCUUCACCAGAUCUCUAAUCCGUCGAAACAAAGAUUACUUUAAUAUUUGGCGGUUGUGGUCGUAUUGCUUAUCAUGGGCGUAAUGAUGACGGUAGUAACAGUGAUUAGGAUAAUUACGGUAAUUAAGGUGAUAAUGAUAGAGGUAAUAGUGCUGAUGAUAGUGCUCAUUGUAGUAAUAGUUAUGAUGGUAGUGAUGAUAAUG
Molecule: messenger RNA, 2279 nt
Organism: Paramuricea clavata
Lineage: Eukaryota; Metazoa; Cnidaria; Anthozoa; Malacalcyonacea; Plexauridae
Source: the annotation of a GenBank genome assembly